AAAUUUUAAAUCCUCGAAUGCGUGCACGUGAUUUAUAUUAUAACGUAACAUAACCUCUACUUUCAGUGUUGCUUUCAAUUGCUUUGUUGCUUUUAGUUCUUCGAUAUGACAAAAACAAGUCGAUUAUAUUAUAUUUCUUUUUAAUGAACUAAACGGUUUUUGUUGAAACGUGAACGAUAUCUAUGUUGAAGCAUGUCUUCGUGGAAAAAAGCAGCGAAAGCCACGCAAAAGACUCAUCGGGAAAGGCAUCAACUAGAAUCUCGCAAACACUUGGGCCUUCUUGAAAAGAAGAAAGACUACAUUGCCAGAGCUAGAGAUUAUCAAGAGAAGCAACGAACGUUGAAGCUUUUGCGUAAACGUGCCCUUAAUAAAAAUCCGGAUGAAUUUUACUUUCAUAUGAUCAAUUCUAAAAUUGAAAAUGGGGUUCAUAGGGAGAAGAGUAAAGAGGAUACUUGUACUCCGGAUCAGCGACAAUUAAUGGAAACUCAAGAUGUUCGAUACGUUGCUCACAAGAGAAACAUAGAAGCAAAGAAAAUAGACAAGCUUCAAAGUCAACUACACAUGAUAGAUGUUGCCAACCAAACUGUAAAUACACAUGUAUUCUUCGUUGACGAUACCGAACAAGUUAGAAACUUUGACAUUGCAGAGAAACUGAAUACUCAUCCGUCGUUGAUAUCUAGACGCACGAAUAGACCAAACUUGAACAAAUUAAAGAAUAUGAAAUUACCGGAAUUGGACGAGACAACUUUAAAUAGAAUUGAACAGAGAAAACACAUGGCUUAUAAAGAAUUGGAGAAAAGAAUCAACAGGGAACAAGAGUUGACCGUUGUGCAACAAAAGUUAGAAACGCAAAAAGCAUUGAAAGAUAAGAAAAUAAGCAAACCAAAAUUAAUAUCUAAGGGUACCAAAAAUUCUGCACCCAUCUACAAAUGGAAAUUUGAAAGAAAGCGAUGAUUUAUUAUUUAUGUAUAACUUGUCGCUUUAAUAAAUUUUACUUAUUAUGUA
This is a messenger RNA of Hylaeus anthracinus, 1005 nucleotides long. RefSeq names its product probable U3 small nucleolar RNA-associated protein 11. Gene Ontology annotation, cellular component: small-subunit processome; nucleolus. The record is from RefSeq and is a predicted model, not a curated record. NCBI's taxonomy places the organism in Eukaryota, Metazoa, Arthropoda, Insecta, Hymenoptera, Colletidae. The coding region runs from base 193 to 954 and encodes 253 amino acids. Gene Ontology annotation, biological process: rRNA processing. The transcript has 2 exons.